AUGCUGCUGCAGAGGCUGGCCCUGUGUUCAAGGAUCCCACUGGAUUCCAGGAGACACGUAUGCUGGUUGCUCACCAGACCGCUGUCACAAGUUCCUCAGGGGAGGGCCCAUGGCAGCUCCUUUGCCCACCGCGGUGAACUGCGCCAGGCAAAAAGGAUCGUAGUCAAGCUCGGCAGUGCUGUGGUCACCCGUGGUGAUGAGUGUGGUCUGGCUCUGGGGAGGCUAGCCUCCAUUGUGGAGCAGGUGGCUAUGCUGCAAAAUCAAGGCAGAGAGAUGAUGAUUGUCACCAGCGGAGCGGUGGCCUUUGGCAAGCAAAGAUUAAGACACGAGAUCCUGCUGUCUCAGAGCGUCCGACAGGCCCUGCACUCCGGACAUAAUCAGCUCAAAGAUAUGUCUCUGCCAUUGCUUGAGGCCCGGGCCUGUGCUGCAGCUGGACAGAGCGGUCUGAUGGCCCUGUAUGAGGCCAUGUUCACCCAAUACAGCACCUGUACUGCACAGGUCCUUGUGACAAAUCUGGAUUUCCACGAUGACCAAAAGAGGCAGAACCUGAACAGCACACUGCAGGAGCUUCUGCGCAUGAACAUAGUUCCCAUCGUCAACACAAAUGAUGCUGUGGUUCCCCCACCGGAGCCCAACAGCGACCUUCAGGGGGUAAAUGUUAUCAGCAUUAAGGACAAUGACAGCCUUGCGGCGCGGCUAGCUGUGGAGAUGAAGGCUGACCUCCUCAUCGCACUGUCUGACGUGGAAGGACUGUACAACAGCCCCCCUGGGACAGAUGAUGCCAAGCUCAUUGACAUCUUCUACCCUGGGGAUCAGCAGUCCAUCACCUAUGGUACAAAGUCUAGAGUUGGGCUUGGAGGCAUGGAGGCCAAGGUAAAAGCUGCCCUCUGGGCACUGCAAGGUGGCACCUCAGUGGUCAUUGCAAAUGGCACACACCCCAAAGUAACAGGUCAUGUCAUCACUGACAUUGUGGAGGGCAAGAAGGUGGGCACUUUCUUCUCUGAAAUCAAACCUGCUGGCCCGACUGUGGAGCAGCAGACAGAAAUGGCACGAAGCACUGGAAGAACACUGGCAUCUCUGCAACCAGACCAGAGGAGUGAGAUAAUCUGCCAUCUAGCAGAGCUUUUGACUGAAAGGAAGGAAGAAAUCCUGGCUGCCAACAAGAUGGACAUGGACCUGGCUGUCAGUGCAGGCCAUUUGCCACCUCCCAUGCUGAAGCGCCUGAGCCUUUCAUCAGCCAAACUUAACAGUCUGGCCAUAGGUCUGCGUCAGAUAGCUGUAGCAGCCCAGGACAGUGUGGGUCGUGUGCUGCGCCGGACCAGGGUGGCUCAAAACCUGGAGCUGGAGCAGAUCACUGUACCCAUUGGGGUUCUCUUGGUCAUCUUUGAGGCUCGACCUGACUGCCUGCCACAGGUGUCAGCCUUAGCCAUAGCUAGUGGCAAUGCCCUACUUCUGAAGGGAGGAAAGGAGGCAGCCAACACCAACCGUAUCCUCCACCAGCUCACCCAGGAAGCCCUUUCCAUGCAUGGAGUCAAAGAGGCCGUGCAACUGGUGAGCACUCGUGAGGAAGUGGAGGAUCUGUGCCGACUGGACAAGAUGAUUGAUUUGAUUAUCCCAAGAGGUUCUUCCCAGCUGGUGCGAAACAUUCAGCGGGCGGCCAAGGGCAUUCCAGUACUGGGUCACAGUGAGGGAAUCUGCCAUGUCUACGUUGAUGUAGAUGCCAGUGUGGACAAAGUCAUCAAGAUUGUCAGAGACUCGAAGUGUGAUUACCCAGCUGCAUGUAAUGCCAUGGAAACUCUGCUGAUUCACCGGGAAAUCCUCAGGACACCGCUGUUUGACCAGAUCAUUGACAUGCUGCGCACUGAACGAGUGAAGAUCCAUGCAGGCCCUCAGUUCGCCUCCUACCUGACAUUUAGUCCAUCAGAGGCCAGCUCAUUGCGGACAGAGUAUGGGGAUCUGGAGUGUUGUUUGGAGGUGGUGGACAGCAUGCAGGAGGCUGUGGACCAUAUACACAAGUACGGCAGUUCCCACACAGACGUUAUCAUCACAGAAAACGAGGACAAAGCGGAGCAGUUCCUGCAGCAGCUAGAUAGUGCCUGUGUUUUCUGGAACUCCAGCUCACGUUUUGCUGAUGGCUACCGCUUUGGACUGGGAGCAGAGGUAGGUAUUAGUACUGCGCGUAUCCAUGCCCGGGGCCCUGUGGGUCUGGAGGGGCUGCUCACAACCAAGUGGGUUCUGAGAGGUGAUGGGCACACGGCAGCUGACUUCUCUGAGCACGGUACCAUGAAGUACCUCCAUGAAAACCUGCCUGUUGGGCAGCCUCUAGCUGGGCAGAGGGACAGCAAUUAGACCAGAGACACAAACCCACUCACUUGGCCUUACAUUUGUCAAAAUUGUUCACCCACCAGCAGUCUUGUUGUAGAUAAUGGCUGAUGUCACUGUUUUAAACCUCCAAGCACACAGCAUGGAGAGAGACACUCAAUACUCCAAUGAUUUGUUG
Molecule: messenger RNA, 2500 nt
Organism: Scomber japonicus (chub mackerel)
Lineage: Eukaryota; Metazoa; Chordata; Actinopteri; Scombriformes; Scombridae
Gene: aldh18a1
Product: aldehyde dehydrogenase 18 family, member A1
Exons: 17
Coding region: 1-2349 (782 amino acids)
Cellular component (GO): cytoplasm; mitochondrion
Molecular function (GO): ATP binding; glutamate 5-kinase activity; glutamate-5-semialdehyde dehydrogenase (NADP+) activity
Source: RefSeq, a predicted model, not a curated record